UACUACAAACUACAAAGUAUGAGCGGGAUGAGUUUCGCGCUCUGUUACUUCCUAUGUUUACAACAGAACAAGAUGGCGGCGCCCACACAACUCAACUGACAGUGCGGAGCGCGGACGGGUUAUAAACCGAGUUUAGCUAUAUGUUUUUCUUGAUAAAUGAUUUGAAAGCAUAUUUAAACAGCAGAUGGUCUAUCGGAUGUCAUUGCAGUAUAUAUCUUACAGUGUAUCGAUUAAAUUGCCUUUUUGCAUCAUUGAUGCUCUCAAAUAUUCAUGAGGACUCGUAUGUUUUACACCUGCUGGUUUCUAGUAAACGAAUCAUCUGAUGGCACUGGAGACAAAAUACCGGAGAAUAUAAAACCAUUAAUCCGCUACACUUUUAGUAGCUAGCGACCAGCGUUGAAAACAGUACUGAAUAUUGUAGCAAGCACAGACAUGCGAUGCGCGAAGGCGCUGCAGCUCACCCUUGCGGUCAUCAAACCAGAUGCUGUGGCUCACCCUCUCAUUUUGGAGGCACUUCAUCAGAAGAUUCUAGAAAACUUCAUUAUUAUCAGAAAGAAAGAUCUGGUGUGGAGAAGAGAAGAUUCAGAAAAGUUUUAUGCUGAACAUGCAGGGCGUUUUUUCUAUCAAAGACUGGUUGAAUUCAUGUCAAGUGGCCCAAUGAGAGCUUACAUCCUGGCUAGGGAAGAUGCUAUCGCCUACUGGAGAGGGAUGAUGGGCCCCACAAAAGUGUUUAGAGCACAUUUCACGUCACCAAACACCCUCCGUGGCCAGUAUGGGCUCACUGAUACCAGAAACACCACCCAUGGUUCAGAUUCCAUUGAGUCAGCCAAGAGAGAGAUUACGUUUUUCUUCCCAGAAUUCGCUGCUGAUGAGUGGAUGGAGAGGGAGGAGCCAGGCUUUAGGCACAUUCUUUUGUGACUGGAGUAAUAUAGAAAAGGAGGGGCCAGACUCUGACAAACAGCCUCAAUAAAUAUUUAAUAAUUCUGAAUUAAACAGCAUUUUUCCAGUCAGUAAAGCAGUGAUGUUUGGUGACAAUAGUAUUGGAAUAACACAACAGAGCUUCCUAUACUUAUAUGCUACUUUGCGGAAACUGUAAUUAGGUUUUGAACAGAUGUUUUCCCUGUUGUCACAAUAAUCAUUUUGGCAUACCACUCCCAAUCAUCUCCCUCUAAGAUGAUCAGACACAGUUGUUUUAAAGUUAAAAAAUAAUGUCAACUUGCUGUACUUAGUGUAAGUUUUUGAAGCACUUGUAUCCCACAAUAAAAAGAAAAACAAAUAACUGUUGCAAGGCAACUGUAGUGUGGGAAUAAGAUUAGUGUAAGGGAUGUACAAAAGAGCCCUGUUUUUAAUACAAUAUCACAAUGUUUAGAAGGCAAAAUAAAAUAAAUCAAGCAUUAAAUCAACUUAAAUCA
Myxocyprinus asiaticus (Chinese sucker) is the source of this 1412-nucleotide messenger RNA. RefSeq names its product nucleoside diphosphate kinase 6. Bases 433 to 918 code for a protein of 161 amino acids. Gene Ontology annotation, molecular function: nucleoside diphosphate kinase activity. The transcript has 6 exons. Gene Ontology annotation, biological process: GTP biosynthetic process; UTP biosynthetic process; CTP biosynthetic process. Lineage: Eukaryota; Metazoa; Chordata; Actinopteri; Cypriniformes; Catostomidae. The record is from RefSeq and is a predicted model, not a curated record.